This is a messenger RNA of Pelmatolapia mariae (spotted tilapia), 4663 nucleotides long. It is a transcript of the gene tfap4, whose product is annotated as transcription factor AP-4 (activating enhancer binding protein 4). Lineage: Eukaryota; Metazoa; Chordata; Actinopteri; Cichliformes; Cichlidae. Bases 1068 to 1889 code for a protein of 273 amino acids. The transcript has 7 exons. Gene Ontology annotation, biological process: regulation of transcription by RNA polymerase II. Gene Ontology annotation, molecular function: DNA-binding transcription factor activity, RNA polymerase II-specific; RNA polymerase II cis-regulatory region sequence-specific DNA binding; protein dimerization activity. The record is from RefSeq and is a predicted model, not a curated record. Gene Ontology annotation, cellular component: nucleus.
CACAUUUAUUCAGCAAUAAAAUACACAGUUCGUUAUUAAUUAGCUUUUUUAAAUCCCUGGAUCUGUAAAAUAUAACAGUUUUUUAAAAAUGAUGAUCACUGUUAUAGUUUUAUUGUUACAUUUUAUCUGCACAACAGUUUUAAAACUCAUAUGUCCAGGUUGUUAUAUUUGAGACUUUUUGGCAUUCUUGCUUGAAAAGCAACUUGUGAUUAUUAAUGUAUUUGUAGAACUCGUAGAAUUUGAAGACAAAGUUAGAAAGGCAAGGUUGAGAUGAUUUGGGCAUGUGCAGAGGAAGAAUAGUGAAUAGGUUGGAGAUGAAAGAUGGACCUCCCAGGUGAGCAGAUUGCAUGCAGAGGGUUGGAGUGACAAGAGAGGUUGCUAAGGGUUGGAUGUGAUGGAGGCAAUCGGAAAAUGAUGUUGAAGAUAUUUGUGGAACCAUAUUUCAAUUUGAUCAGUUUUAAUCAGCCUGUUGGUUGAGCUUUGUUUAGUUUCUUGGGUAAUGAUUUAAGCCUAAACUCACUCUAAUUCAGGCUCUAAAGUGGCCUGUGUUUGUGAAGUUCAGGCUCAGUUGGUCAUGUUUUGGCAGUGGAUCUGUUUUUUGGAUGUGCUGCUGCAGUGCUACACGUGUGUGUGCGUGUCUGUGUAUACACACAUAGAUACUGCUUUUCUAAUCUGUGUCUGCACAAUUGUUCCCAAUGUUUGCACUAAGGCAGCUGAGUCAGUACAGAUAAGAGCUUGGUUUCAGAGAGGGUCCCAUAGAUAGUGUGUUUGAUACUGAGGAUGUUAGAGGAAAUUCACUUAGAAUUCCCCCUCAAACUGAAUUUAACCAUGUGGAAUGCACUGAUUCACAGUUUAAAUAUUGGAAUGUUCAUAAACUAUAUGCUGCUCUUUUUCAAAAACAGUAGGUCUGCAACAUUGAAAUAUCUUCUAACACGUGCUAAAAAUGCAAAUAAACAGAACUUCUGAUCUUUCAUAGCUUGGCCAACAUUCCUCUGACCCCAGAAACAGCCCGGGACCAAGAGAGGCGAAUCCGCAGAGAGAUCGCCAACAGCAACGAGCGUCGGCGUAUGCAGAGCAUCAAUGCUGGAUUCCAGUCACUUAAAACACUCAUCCCACACAGCGAUGGAGAGAAACUCAGCAAGGCUGCCAUCCUGCAACAGACGGCAGAGUACAUUUUUACUUUGGAGCAGGAGAAGACACGUUUAUUGCAGCAGAACAGUCAGCUCAAACGAAUCAUACAGGAGUUAAGUGGUUCCUCCCCCAAGAGGAGGCGUGCAGAGGAGAAAGAUGAAGGGAUUGGCUCACCAGACAUCCUGGAGGAGGAGAAGACCGAGGACUUAAGAAGGGAGAUGAUCGAGUUGAGACAGCAGCUGGAGAAAGAACGUUCAGCCAGGAUGAAUCUGGAAGAACAGAUGCGGUCCCUGGAUGCCCAGUUGUACCCAGAGAAGCUGAAGGCAAUCACCCAGCAGUUCCAGGAGCAGCAGGCCCAAACGCAGAGCCUUGUCCAUCUGCAGCAGCACAAACAGCUGGAGAGGGACCUCACUCCAGCCCACAGCCCACAGGUGUUGGCCCCUGCUACUCCCCCAGCACCUACACACCACGCUACAGUCAUUGUUCCUGCACCUGUCCAGACUCCUCAGUCCCACCAUGUUACUGUGGUAACCAUGGGCCCAGCAUCAGUUAUCAACACAGUUUCCACAUCUCGACAGAACCUGGAUACCAUCGUUCAGGCAAUCCAGCACAUUGAGGGCACCCAGGGGAAGGGUGGCGCCGGGGAGGAAGAGCAGAGGAGGGCGGUCAUCGUCACUUCAGGACGUGUCCUCUCUGACGCGGCAGGCUCAGACACAGCCUCAAACAGCGACGGGCCGGAUGACUGUUCACUGCCUUGAGUUCAUCCCUGACAUCUUACGUACCAUACACUCACAUGCACGCACACACCUAGACACAAGCCCAAAGCAGAGCAGGGCUACGGGAGCCUACAAACUCACAGCGCUCUUGUUCAGUGAAAAGUCUGCUAGUUAGAUUGAAGCACUUGUUGUUUUGUUUUCUUUAUCAAUACAAGUCAUGUUGUACCGUGAUAGGCAGCCCUUAUGGUUUACACUUAGACACUCAUACAUGCAGUCUCUUCUGUUUUUUUUCCUUUCCUCUGCUUAUGUCUAGCGCCGAUCCUUCAUUCACUCACUUACACAAGCUUUCUUCGUUAAACUAUAGAAAGACAAAUAGAGCGACUACUUCACUGACUAUAAAUGCUCUGUUUUACUGGAUACUAGAACUUUCAAAUGUCAACUAAACAUUUCCAUUAACUACCAGGACUGUUAUCUCUCUGUGCGGCCCUGAAGCCGAAAAAGGAGACAAAGUCAAUGAAGAGCCCAUUGGUGUGGCAUCACCACCCCCACACCAGAGCAAUUUUUUUUUUCCCCCCCUAAGCUGAACAUCCUUUAAACCUCCCUCGGUUCCCGAUCCAACUGAGCUGUAUGGAGAGACACUGUGAGCUAAAAAAAAAAGACUGUCCUAAAGUUCCACCUUCUAGGCUUUGUGUUGAGAGAAUGUGUUAUUUUACUUUUGUGAAGUCUACCUUUUCAUGCUGUGUUUCUCUUAAGAUUCCUCUAACAACAGGUUGAUGAGAAUUUCAAAGCUGUUUUUCUUGGCUGACUGGUGCUCACAGGAAAUGAAGCGAAGCUCGAAAAGAGAGUGCACUUACUGGUUCAAACUCUAUUUUAUUUUUCUUCUCAUGUUGUUUGUUUGUUGCCAUUUUUGCUGGGCUGGGAUCCCAGUAAACCCACAUAUCUUGACCCACAUGGCUUAUUCUGUUUACUCGUGGCCUGACCUAAAAAAAAAAGUUUUUACAUUUCUUUUUUAGAAUUUCGCAUUUUCUGACAUCUUCCCUUUCUGACUUUAAAAACACAUGGCUUUUAAAAUAAGCUAUUCUUUGGGCCCCUGUUGAGUAACUGUCACAUAUGUGUCUCUUUUAGUGUUUUGAAUCAGCGAGGCUUAGCGGUGCUCCGGACUCUGGCAGUCUGCAGCAGACCCGCUUUUGCCUUGAAAUUCUUGCACGUGCAAAUAUAACUUGAAUACAAUCACUUGUUUGCUCGAUCUUAAGAGCUUGUUCUAUUUAGCCCCUUCCAGUGUAGUUUGCUUGUUUGUGUUUUUUUGUUUGUUUGUUUUGGGAUAUGUAUCAAAGCAGAAUAUGCUUAAAAUAUGAGGAAAAUGCCCAGUCUAUAUGCAUUUCUUUAUAUUGAAUAUUUAUCCUUUAGUGCGUUUUCUGUAAAAUGUACCAUGUUGUUGUUGUUUUUUUUUGUUUUUUUUACAUAUUUCUGCUUACAUUUUUAUAUGUUCUGUUGCCGGGAACUCUUGGUUGACGGACAGAUUGACAAAGACAUGUAGCGGAGAGAGGCAGCAGCAUGCCUUACUAAUAGCAGGUGCAGGGAGGCACUGUGAAGCCAGCCUUAACACAGCCCUGGGGUUGAGGGAAGUUUUAUUUUUUUAUUAUUAUUAUUUUUUCUCUUACCCACGUCAUUUGGUAGCCGCUGGAACCCCUUUUUGUUUCGAGCUAUCAGAUCAAUCCAGCUGGGGUGUGUUGGAAUACUGUAUAUUCCCAGUCAUACUUUGUUUUUAUUUUACUAUGCUUUUUUAAAAACAGGUUGCAUUCAUAUGGUCCUGAAAGAGUAUUCAAAAUGCGAUUUCUGGUUACUAGUAGAUUUUAUUAUAUUUUAGCCCCUUAAAGCCAGUUGAUUGGCAAAAAUAUAUAUACACACAAAUAUAUAUAUAUAUAUCCACAAAGAGACGUCAACAUUCCAUAAAUUUCCUUUAACAGUUCAUUUUUCAGAAGAUUAGUUGCAUCUUUGACGCAUCCCUUCUCACCCCUUGCGUCAGUGCAUAGAUGGAGCUUCGCACCGCUGCACAGAUAAAUCGCGGAAUUGCCCUUUAAAGAAAAAACUAUUGAUGUCAGCUGCACUGCAAUAAGCAGAAUUAAAUGAUGGGUUGUUUCCGAGUGCUUCUCUUGAUAGGAAAGGGGAUUCCUGGAUAUGGAAAAAGUUUGCAUGCUCUUCUGUUUGUGGAGCUUGCUUUCAUUAUUUUUUGGCGUCUGUUUGCAUUUGAUCACUUUUCGCUAAAUCCCAGACGUGGUUUAUUCCCAUCUACGUUUUACGCUCUGGUUCGAGUGUUAGGAAGCAUACGCGGACAUAUCAGGUGGUCGGAUAAGUGGGGUGGGCUUUGAGGGGGUUCCACUAAAUAGGGUCAAGAUUACAAAGCACUUACUGUACUAUAUAGGAGUUUGCUUCUUUCUUGUUUGUUUUUUUUAUAUGAAGGAGCAUCUCCUGAUUUGAAGCUCUUGAAGUUGAGUAAAAACCGCACAGCUGUGUAUCCCCCCUUUUCCUCAAUGUCCAGUCCUACAUCUUGUCCUGUCACAUUCUUUUACAGUUUUUAUGCUGUCUUUGUUUAUCUGUUGAUAUGUCUGAUCUCUCUUCUCAUUUUUCCACUUGUUCUCCUUCCUCUACCCAUUUUUUUUUUUUUUAAAUUUUGUUAGACCCAUCAAUGGAUAUGGUCAUCAAGAAGCUAUUUUUUUUUUUUUUUUUUUUUUUUUGUAAAGAGAAACGUUUUGGGGAUAAAGAGGCUCGUGCCUUUGUAAAGACAGAAUAAUAAAGUUUGUACUUUGUUUUGUAAA